Oppia nitens is the source of this 4568-nucleotide messenger RNA. RefSeq names its product multidrug resistance-associated protein 1-like. Gene Ontology annotation, molecular function: ATP binding; ABC-type transporter activity; ATP hydrolysis activity. The transcript is spliced from 14 exons. The coding region runs from base 17 to 4537 and encodes 1506 amino acids. Lineage: Eukaryota; Metazoa; Arthropoda; Arachnida; Sarcoptiformes; Oppiidae. Gene Ontology annotation, biological process: transmembrane transport. The record is from RefSeq and is a predicted model, not a curated record. Gene Ontology annotation, cellular component: membrane.
GAUUUAAGUAAUAACAAUGUUUGAUAAACUGUUUGAUAAUAUAUGUAACACAAAAUUAUGGGACCCGGAGCUUAUGUGGAACACUACUACACCGCGGAUGAGUACAUGUAUGGCCGACACUCUAUGCGUAUGGCUUCCGGCCGCUUGUCUAACAAUAUGUCUGACCAACAUAUUUAUCGAUAUAUAUCGUUCGGUGAGACCAACAAUUUCCAACAACUACUACAAUUGUACACGACUGGCCAUUAGCUGCUUGUUGACUAUGGUAACGGUUGGCAAUCUAGCAUUUAGUCUGUACAGGCGCUACUACGAUCAUCAUCAUCAAUGGCCAGCAGACACAAGUAGUCCAUCAACAGUUGCCUACAUUAUCCGGACAGUCAUAGAAAUGUCUAUACGACUAACACUGACACUAGUUGUCUAUUUGUAUCGGUUGUACGGUAUACACAACUGUAGCGGUUGUCUAUGGUUUUAUCUGUUAGCCGACACAGUGGCCGGCGGUCUAGCCGUUUGGGCAUAUGUUAGGACACCGGCAACUGUUGAACUAAUAUUUAUUUCUAUAGAAUUUUCAUUGACUAUACUAUUGCUAGUGUUUUGUUCAUUUGCCGACCGUUUGCCGACACAAACAACAACAACCAACUGUCCAAAAGACAGGGCAUCGUAUCCAUCGUUACUGACAUUCAGUUGGGUCGACCGUCUACUGUGGACUGGUUGGCGAAAGCCGCUAACAUUGGCCAAUCUUUGGCCGCUACGAUCCGACGACAGUGUCGACACUUUGAUGGCCAACUUUCGUAGAUAUUAUAAAACUGGUGGACAGAAAACUGGAUGGUUGUCCACUAAACUAUCAAAAUGGACAAACUUGGGCUACAUUUAUCGUAAAUGGUUUAAAACAGAUAACGUAGAGUUAGUUAACAAUAUUGAUGAUGAAGACGACGACAACGAGUCAACUGUUCCACAGUUAACACCACCACUAACACCAGCGCCCAGUAAUGUCUUUACAGCUAUUGUUAAAACUUUUUGGUGGACUUAUUUAACGCCUACACUGAUCUAUGUAGUACUGGAUGCGGCAGUCAUUGUCAGCGCAUACCUACUUAAAUUUUUGAUUGAGUUUACCAUCAAUGAUGAGCCCCAAUGGCACGGGUAUGUCUACGCCACUACUCUAUUGGCACUCAAUAUGAUCGUUGCAUUUGCUUUUUCAACAAAUAUACAAAAAAUGCAAGUUUUAGGACAGCGUAUAAAAACAUUGCUAACGGCGCUCGUCUAUCGCAAGGCACUGGUGUUAAGUAAUAGCGCCAAAAAUCAGGAGUCAAAUACUGGACAGAUAGUCAAUCUUAUGGCCGUUGAUUGUCAUCGAUUUAUUGGAUUGUUACCGAAAAUAAAUUUUCUUUGGACAGCAAUGGGACAGAUAGUUUUGGCACUGUAUCUGCUAUACAAUGAAUUAGGUGUCUCAACGUUUGCCGGACUGGCCGUUAUGCUAGCGAUUAUGUUAGUCAAUGCUUUUGUGGCCAAAAUCAAUGACAAUAUUACUGGCAAACAAAUGUCGCUCAAAGAUCAAAGACAAUUGAUUAGCAAUGAUGUGUUCAAUGGGAUCAAAGUUUUAAAAUUAUACGGAUGGGAAAAGGCUUUCGUCGAUAAGAUAUUGCAAAUACGUAGCAAAGAGUUAAGGUUUUUAAGGACAGCCGGCUUCUGGAGUACGAUAACAGUGCUGACAUCAAACUGUUUGCCAUUUAUGGUAGCGUUGGCCACAUUUGGCACCUAUUUGGCCAUCGGUUCCGAGCCGUUGGACGCCCAAAAAGUGUUUGUUUCGUUGACAUUGUUGGCCAAUGUCGGGGCGCCACUAAUGCAAAUGCCCGACACUAUCAACGAAAUAAUACUCCUAAUAGUUUCGACUAAACGUUUGAACAAAUUUCUGGACUUACCUGAAAUCACUAAUUAUGUAACUCAUGAUAAUGAACUACCAGUGCUUCGUAUUGAAAACGGUUGUUUUACAUGGAAUAGCGGACCAGUAGUUAAUAAUCAUAAAGUUAUUUUGAAAGACAUUAAUCUGAAAAUCAUGGACGGUAUGUUUGUGGCAGUCAUCGGUACAGUUGGUUCGGCAAAAAGUUCGCUACUGGCGGCACUGUUAGGCGAAAUGGACAGACUGUCCGGUAGGGUUAACAUUAGACACGGUAUUAGUGUAGCCUAUGUUCCCCAACAGCCUUGGAUUAUGAAUAUGACACUCAAAGAUAAUAUAUUGUUUGGUAAAGACAUCAAUGAAGAUAUGUAUAAAAUGGUAAUCAAUUCGUGUGCCCUAAGCGAUGAUCUGAGACAACUGUCCGCCGGAGACGAGACAGAGAUCGGCGAAAAAGGUAUUAAUCUGAGCGGAGGUCAGAAACAAAGGGUUAGUUUAGCCCGAGCUGUCUAUAGUGAAGCCGAUCUCUAUCUACUCGAUGACCCACUUUCGGCAGUGGACAGUCAUGUGGGACAACAUAUUAUGCAUGAAGUGCUUCACUCGGAAACCGGUUUAUUGCGAAAUAAGACCCGAAUUAUGGUUACAAAUCAAUUGUUUGUAUUGCCAUUCGUUGAUCAGAUAGUUGUCUUGAAAAAUGGUAAAAUACAGGCAAUCGGUUCCUACGAUCAGUUAAUGAAUGAAAAUAAGGAAUUUAGUCAAAUUUGCAGACAAUAUUCAGGCACUGAUAAUAUGGAUAAUAAAUUUAAUAAUAAUACUAAUAAUACUAAUAAUGACAACAACAACGACAAUAACAACAUUAUAACUGUAUUGUCAUCGGAUGAGGUCAAUGAUAAUCGGCUGAUUGAUGACGAAAAUGUCGAAACCGGACAAAUCAAGCUCAGGAUAUAUCUGAAAUACAUAAAAUCAAUGUCCAUUGUCUGGACAAUUAUGCUAACAAUUAGCUAUGUAUUGGCCAUCGGUAGCGAAUCGGCGGCCACUUUCUGGCUAAGCUUAUGGAGCGACGAUCCGGAUAGCGGUUCAAAAAAAGUCUACUAUUUAGUAGGCUAUGCACUGAUGGGUUCGUCAAAAAUCCUAUUUCUCGGCUUAUCGUGGAUAGGUAUCAUCAGUGUGGGUGUGUUGGCAGCCAAACGACUAUACGAAACACUACUAUCAUCGGUACUACAGUCGCCGAUGAGUUUCUUCGAUACGACACCAUUGGGUCGUAUAGUUAACCGUUUUAGCAAAGAUAUCGACAUUUUGGACACUCAGAUGUCGUCGACAUUAAAUUUAUGGUUAAACUGUUUGCUAACAAUUUUAAACACUGUUAUCGUUAUUAGUCUACAAACACCGUUAUCAUUACCAGCAAUAAUACUAUUGGUUGUCGUCUAUAUGUAUUUUCAAAAAUUUUAUGUAAAAACUUCACGACAGUUAAAACGCUUAGAGUUGACCACCCGAUCGCCAAUUUAUAUACAUUUUAGCGAAACACUAUCUGGUGUGUCGACAAUACGGGCUUAUGGAUGUCAGGAUAGGUUUAUUAGGGAAUCGGAUCGCAGAAUAGAGAUUAAUCAACAGUGUCUGUAUCCGAGUGCCGGUGCAUUGGGUUGGGUAUUGUUAAGACUAGAAUUGUUAUCGAAUAUGAUUACCUAUUCGGCCGCCCUGUUUGCCGUACUGGCCAAAGGGCGGAUCAGUGCCGGUUCGGUUGGCCUAUCGCUUAACUAUGCGGUCAAUAUUUCCGGUUCGAUGGACGACUUUGUCCGCUUGUCGGCCGUAAUGGAAAACAAUAUGGUUUCUGUUGAACGAGUGGACGAGUAUUCUGAAAUGAAACCCGAAACCGAUUGGCAUUCAACUAACCGAACAGUUGUAUCAGAUAAAUGGCCGGCAAUGGGUUGUAUAGAGUUUGUCGACUACAGUACCCGAUAUCGUCAGGGUUUGGAUUUAGUGCUCAAAGAUAUUAACAUCAAAAUCAAUGCCAAAGAAAAAAUCGGAAUCGUUGGCCGCACGGGAUCGGGAAAGUCGUCACUGAGUUUAGGAUUAUUUCGUAUAAUAGAGUCAGUCGUCGGCAAAAUAGUGAUCGACGGCAUAGAUAUCAGUGAAUUGGCACUACAUGAUUUGCGCUCAGGUCUAACAAUUAUACCACAGGAUCCGGUACUGUUUGCCGGCACUGUUCGCUCAAAUUUAGAUCCAUUUGAUCGGCACUCGGACUCCGAGUUGUGGACAGCCUUAGAGCGAUCACAUCUCAAACAUUAUGUUUUGUCCAACGAAUCGGGACUCGACUUUCCAGUCAAUGAGGGCGGAGAUAAUCUCAGUGUAGGUCAAAGACAACUUAUAUGUCUGGCCCGGGCUUUACUAAGACACACAACUGUCCUCAUACUUGAUGAGGCAACGGCUGCCAUUGAUGUCGAAACCGAUGCACUCAUACAGACAACUAUUAGGUCAGAGUUUGCCAACUGUACUGUACUAACCAUUGCUCACAGACUAAACACUAUACUUGAUUCCGAUCGUGUGUUAGUCCUAUCCGAUGGACGGGCAGUUGAGUUUGAUUCGCCCUUAAUAUUGCUUUCAGAUAGUAAUUCAUUGUUUUAUUUAUUAGCAAAAAAUGCUGGUAUUGUUUGAAUUUUAAUUAUCAUAAUUUUUUUAACUAAAA